AUGCGAUGUUAUCCUCAGGGCUUGAUGGACAUCAAGUUCCUCCAGACUCGAUAUGACAAGGGGAAGGCUGCAGUUGAGAAACUGAUGACGGCUAAGCAUCGCUUUGUAUCUUUGAAUUGUCUGGCUGAUCUCCAAGCAGACUUGCUAACUUUCCAGUCUGAGAGCAACUCAAGUGGAGCUUUGCCAACACUUCUGGUCUUGGACCUGUCAUUGUGGCCCUCAAGCCGCCCGAUCGCUGUGGAUGAGUGCUUGGACGCAGCAAAAGCGCUGUGCCACGCGAACAGCUCCUGUGCCUUGUUGGUGCUACUCCCCAAUGUGCACGCGUCCGCCGACAAGCUGCAGGUCCUCAAGCACAAACGGACCGUUGAAGACGAGCUUUUUGGGGGGCUUGAUGUGACAGAUGUCAGCCUCAGCUUUUGCGAUUCAGCGCAUAGCGGAGACAAACGCAAGCUAGUUCAACCUUGUAUUCUUGCAGUUUCUUCGAUUCACAGGAACCAUGGUUGGGCCAAGUGCAAAUCAUUGCUUGGGUUGUUGGGGCCAGUGACCCGAGCUCGGGUGAGUGAAUUGAUUUCAGACGAUCACGAAAAGCCAGCCAACCCGCCGCAACGUGCAGCCCAGCGCGGAGUGCAAGCAACCAAACAAAUCAUUGAGAUGCUGGUGGAUGGAGUGGGGUUUGCAGAGGGUGUGCCAAUGUUUGUUGUGGAGAUGCUACACUCCAAGUACAUGGAAUGGCCGAAGGCAGCGUGGGAGCUGCAGAACAAGCAGCUGAGUUCUGCAGCAACCACCAGCUGGCAUUUUGUGUCUUACAUGACAGAUGACGAUGCAGAUUCCAGUGUUGGUCACAAGUUCAUGGCCAGUAAGAUAAACUCAGAAUGGUGGGACAAAUGCUCAGAAGCUGGCCCGGCCACACGGCCUCAGUCUGGAUCGCCGGAAAAAGUGCCGGAUCUCACACUUGCUGUGAUUGCCAAUGGCAAAGUAAAGUUACCUGACGCGGUCAUUGAAUCCAUUGGUAGCAACGGUGCAGAUUUGCAGAAGACCAUCCAAGAGUUCAAUGAGUCUGCACUGAUCAGUUUUCUGGCUCCGGAAUGA
Messenger RNA from Durusdinium trenchii, 1089 nucleotides. Lineage: Eukaryota; Dinophyceae; Suessiales; Symbiodiniaceae. The record is from the annotation of a GenBank genome assembly.